Messenger RNA from Talaromyces stipitatus ATCC 10500, 941 nucleotides. RefSeq lists its product as hypothetical. The record is from RefSeq and is a predicted model, not a curated record. The transcript has 3 exons. Lineage: Eukaryota; Fungi; Ascomycota; Eurotiomycetes; Eurotiales; Trichocomaceae. Bases 322 to 744 code for a protein of 140 amino acids.
UUCAUUAGGCGUCCUCUUUGUUAUUUUGUCUUAAACUGUCUCAUUUACUCUCUCCUUUUAUUGGCUCAAAGUGGGUCAGCAUGAAGAUCUUGGCAAAAGCAAUGAUUCAACGCCCCUGAGGCAAUUCGCAUACUGCUCGAAAUCAAGUAUAAAUACCAAUAUAUAGCCACUUUUGUUGGAUUCAUUCUGAUGGUAUCAAGCAACACGUUUUAACCAUUGUAUCUCAAUUCCAAGCAUACAAAAAAUCCUGACAUUCACAAAACAACUGGAGAAACUUUGAUAACGAAAUACAAGGGAACCAACGAUCCUAUAUCCACCAAAAUGUACAAGUCUGUCUUGUCACUCGGUCUCAUCGCCAGCACUGCGCUUGCACAGUCAGUUUCAAUUGGAUUGCCAGCAGCAGGAGCUCAAUUGUCCACCGGAACCCCAACAACAUUCCAGAUUCAGCGUCCCGACACCUUGACUGGCUCUCAGGAGAUUGCCGUUGUCAUUGGUAUUAGCAAGUGCAACUCCGGUGGUAGAUGUGCUUCUCCUGAUGAAAGCAUGGGCACCGUCCUGUACAAUGGACCGUUCAACCCUCAAUUCCAUGAAACCGCUCUACCUCCAUAUCAGAACUUCACCUUGGAGAUUCCAGAGUCAGCUGCAACUGACAAUGGACUUGUCACUGUAGCCCACUUCUCUCUUGUAGGAGCAAGUGCAUGGCCUAUGGUCGAGUACCUUAACCAGAGUAUUACCGUUGCGUAAAGAAAUUAUCGCACAUAACCCUGCUAUACGGCAUAUAUUUACUUUUGAUUCAUAAUAUCUUCGAUUGCAUUCAGUUAUCAUUGGUGGAUCCGAAAUUUUAGCUACAAUUUUGUGUCAAGGUGUUUUGGGUUGGUUCGAAUAAAUUUGAUUGUUAGUAUUAAUUGACCAGGGUAGCAAUAAAAACUUUUGCACAUUAU